Molecule: messenger RNA, 900 nt
Organism: Talaromyces rugulosus
Lineage: Eukaryota; Fungi; Ascomycota; Eurotiomycetes; Eurotiales; Trichocomaceae
Exons: 2
Coding region: 1-900 (299 amino acids)
Cellular component (GO): cytoskeleton
Molecular function (GO): actin filament binding
Source: RefSeq, a predicted model, not a curated record
AUGUCGGCCACAGCUACAGAAACGACAAUUAGCGCCCAGUCUGCCGAGCAGACGACGCCACAGUCUGUUUCCAAGAAAUCCGAAUUUUUCGAAGAUGUGCACUUCCUCGGAGAUGCGCAAGGGAAAAUCGUAAUUCGCUCCCCGCCUGUAUUUUCAAAUAAGCUCGAUGAGCGCGAAUAUCAGAAGCAGCACCUGGCGGCUGCUUUUAGAGUAUUUGCAAAGCAGGGGUUUGAUGAGGGGGUAGCUGGGCAUAUCUCUUUGCGUGAUACUAUCAACCCAGACAAUUUCUGGAUCAAUCCCUUGAGUAUGCAUUUUUCCAUGAUCAAAGUUUCUGACCUAGUCUUGGUCAAUGAAAAAGGCGAGGUUAUCCAAGGAGGUGCUCAGCAUCCCAUUAACGGACCUGCUUUCGCCAUUCACAGUGAAAUCCACAAAGCUCGUCCAGACCUGAAUGCAGCCUGCCAUGCCCACUCUGUUUAUGGAAAAGCAUUCUCUUGUUUUGCUCGUCCCCUUGAAAUGAUUUAUCAAGACGCCCUUCGGUUCUAUAACGACUUGGCCGUUUACAAUCGUUAUGGAGGUACCGUCCUGUCCACACAAGAGGGACAGCGCAUUGCAAAAGCUCUAGGACCAACCUGUCGGAGUGUGAUUUUGCAAAACCAUGGCAUGAUUACAUGUGGCAGGACCGUUGACGAGGCGGCCUUUUUGUUUAUUGCCCUCGACCGAUGUUGCCAUGCGCAGAUGAUGGCAAAUGCAGCCAGCGGCCCCGGCUGGGAAAAGAUCAUAAUUGGCAAGGAAGAAGCAGAGAUGACUCACAAGAAGAGUGGGAAUUCUAGCAAAAUGUGGCUGGCCUUCCAACCAUAUUAUGACCAAGCCGUUAAGGAGGACCCCUCAUUGUUGACUUGA